Messenger RNA from Chiloscyllium plagiosum (whitespotted bambooshark), 2180 nucleotides. RefSeq names its product melanin-concentrating hormone receptor 1-like. Lineage: Eukaryota; Metazoa; Chordata; Chondrichthyes; Orectolobiformes; Hemiscylliidae. Gene Ontology annotation, cellular component: plasma membrane; neuron projection. Gene Ontology annotation, biological process: neuropeptide signaling pathway. The record is from RefSeq and is a predicted model, not a curated record. Gene Ontology annotation, molecular function: neuropeptide binding; melanin-concentrating hormone receptor activity.
GAGACCCACUGAGGUUCGGAGACAGGGAGAGGGAGAAACCCACAGACACAGUGUCAGUCAUUAGAUUCAGGCUGAGAACUAAAGGGCUAUCGUUAAUGAGGAACACUAAUUACACUUUCAGAUUGAACAGUCACAGGAAUUGGGUUUAUUUUUUAAAAAAAAUUAAGUUGGCUUUAAUUCUGAAAUCAAGUGAAGAGAUUGAGAGAGUGGACAAGAGUUUUGUUAUUUUUAAGUAGGGUUGAAUUCUCUGUUGUAAAUCACCUUUGAGAUCAUCGCCCCCCCAAGCCAAGCUUCGAAUCUGAACAGCUGUAUCCCUUCUCCUUCCCCUGAAAAUGGAUAGGUCGGAAACCGGGCGAACAAAUUCCUCCGGAGUCGCUGUCCCGGACAACGGAUCCAGAGGGACGGUCGGAAACCUGUCCGGUUCUGACCAGUUUACACCAUACACCAAUGUCAUUAUGCCAAGUGUGUUUGGGGUCAUCAGCUGUUUGGGGAUCACAGGCAAUUGUAUCGUCAUCUACACUAUUGUCAAGAAGACCAAGUUCAGGUGUAAGCACACAGUACCCGACAUCUUUAUCUUCAACCUGUCGUUAGUGGACCUGUUGUUUCUUCUAGGGAUGCCCUUCCUCAUCCAUCAACUUGUUGGAAAUGGAACUUGGCAUUUUGGAGCUGCUUUGUGCACCGUCAUAACAACCCUGGACAGCCAUAGCCAGAUCACCAGCACCUACAUAUUGACUGUGAUGAGCUUUGAUCGUUACUUGGCCACAGUUCACCCACUGAAAUCCACCUCUAUGCGUACACCGUCUGUUGCAACCUUUGUGAUCUGCUUGGUUUGGUUAAUGUCCUUCUUGACCAUCAUCCCAGUAUGGCUCUACACAGGACUAAUGCCAUUGCCAGAUGGCACGGUUGGUUGUGCCUUACUUCUGCCCAAUCCAACCACUGAUGUCUAUUGGUUUACCCUUUACCAAUUCAUGGUUGCCUUUGCCAUCCCUCUGGUUGUUAUCUGUGUUAUUUACUUCAAGAUUCUUCAGCACAUGUCCACGAGUGUGGCCCCACUACCCCAAAGAAGCCUCCAAUUGCGAACUAGGAAGGUCACCCGCAUGGCAGUGGCAAUCUGCUCAACCUUCUUCCUAUGUUGGGGACCCUACUAUAUCUUUCAACUGGCCCACCUGAGCAUUGAAAAGCCAAGUCUCGCCUUCUUCUACACGUACAAUUUUGCCAUCAGCUUGGGCUACGCCAACAGCUGCAUCAACCCUUUUUUGUACAUCGCCCUGAGUGAGACCUUCAAACGCCAGUUUCUGAUGACCGUCCGCCCUGCCCAUCAGCAGUUCCGGGUGAACAACAGUGUGGCGGAAGGGAGCCUGUCCAUCAAACUUUCCAGUGAGCCAACACACCAAAUGCGUUUCAUGAGUCGGCUCUCGCCGAACUCUUUGCCUGCUCCAGAUGCAGUUCACUGAAGGUUGGUCGAUGUCCUGUUUUAGAGAUGCCAAGGAGAUUUCUUGCCUCCAUUUGCUCACGGUAAAGCCACAGCCUAAAGUGAGAGAAGUGACGUCUCACUGUGAAUAACAAAAAGGGCAAAAUGAGCGCAAGGCAUACAAGGAACUUUCCGGAACUGCUGCCAGAACACAUCUUGUGUUGCUUUUCUGGGAAUAUAGUGGAAUUCCACAUGGAUUGUAAAUUAGCUCCUCGUUUGGAAACAGGAACAACUCUGAGGAGUUUCCCACAUUGGUUUCUUCAACUACAACGUCCUCCCUCACUCCCCAUCACGCAUAUUAACUGCCCCUACCCCCACCCUAACCCACCCCACCCAAUCACUACAAUUUGAGCACGGAUAAAGGCUUUGACUGGAUUCGCCUGAGGGAUAGAAUUGGACCAUUUAAACUGUGGCGCACGCAUUGACGGAUUUGAGGUGGAGGUGGGGUCUACUGAUUUCCUGAUAGCAAAUGGACAUUUCAAAUCAUGUGAAUGCUAAUAUAAUGGCCUACAGCAUAGUGAAAGAUGUGAACAUAGCCCAGUCCACCACACAAACCAACUUCCCUUCCAUUGACUUCAUCCAUAUUUCCCACUGCCCCAGGAAAGCAACCAACAUAGUGAAAGCCACCUUUCACCCUCAAUACACUCUCUUCCACCCUCUUCCUUCAGGCAGAAGAUAUUAAAAUUUGUACACAUAUACAAACAGAUUC